This is a messenger RNA of Closterium sp. NIES-67, 1276 nucleotides long. Lineage: Eukaryota; Viridiplantae; Streptophyta; Zygnematophyceae; Desmidiales; Closteriaceae. The record is from the annotation of a GenBank genome assembly.
CCUACACAUUUCUCGUAUUUCGAACGAAGCAGUUCUCGAGGCUCGAACAGGGCACGCCUACUCUAACACGGCAUAGCUAGCGUCGCGGAUUACCAGCACCGUAUCAGCAAAAUUGCCUUCCAUUUCAUUGACUUGAUCAACUGACCACGCCGCAAUCAUGGGAAUUCGUAGUGUAGCCGUCUUGGCUGCUCCGCUCCCCCUAUUCGCCCUCCUACUAGCAACGCUCGCCUCACAAGCAUCAGCGCGAGGCCUUCUACUGCGACCCGACUGGUCAGGAAUUUUCCCCGGUUCGCCGAGACACAUCGCACACCCUUGCGACGACGAGCCGGAAUGGGAGGGCCUGGUGGUUCCGCGAAGGAUGUUACAACUCGCGACGACUUUGGCGACGGAAACUCCCGAGCACAAAGCCGCGCGAAUGGCUGCGAAGAAGGCGAAGAAAGAGGAGCAGGCGAAACGACAUGCCGCUAUGCAAGCCGCUAGGGAGAAGAAAAAGGAAGAGCAGGAGGAGCGGAAGGAAGAGAAAGCCGCAGCGAAAGCUGCGCAAGCGGCAGCGAAGAAAUCAUCGCCACCCAAGUCGCCCAAAUCGCCGAGCAAAUCAACCGCCAAGUCUCCGUCUCCCCCCAAAUCACCGACGAAGCCGUCAACGCCCACUCCUUCCCCAGCAAAACCUGCUACUCCGCCACCUUCGCCGCCCAAAGCCACCACUCCGUCAACGCCGAAGACUCCGUCAACGGGUUCCGUCAACCCUGCUGACGUCUCCGUCAUCGCGAAUCUCGAGGCUGCGGCUUCGCUAACGGCUGACGCGGCCGACCUGCUGACUUCCACCCACAAGUACUACUCGAGUUUAAAGAGCACUGAGCAGGCGCUUCGGAACGCCGUGAUCUUAAUCAACCAGGGGCAGCGCGCGCUGGUGACGACACAGAUUGACAACUCGGAGUCGACACUUAACGGCGUGUCGGUGAUGCUUAACAAAGUGACGUACAAAGACGCGCUGGAUCUGAUUGCUCAAGCGAAAACCAAGGCUAAUGCGGCCAAGACGGAUUUCAAGCCGUGAGACCCCAUGAUUUAUGAGCCAUGCGACGGGGAGGAGCCCUCGAGAAUGUGGUGGACGAAUGAAGUGCAUGUGGUGUGUGGUUGGGAGCGGUGAUGCUAGGUGUAGAUGCUAUCCACUAAUUCUCGUGGAUGAUAGUAGGUGUAGAUUGACCGUUAGGUCAUGUGUCUCUGCUGCGUGAGUAUGCUUUGGCUUUUCUAUUCUGAAUGAACUACGUACGAGCCA